CUCCUUAUAUCCUCAUUAAGAGCCUCGAAAAAGUCACCUCUAUCUAUUCUGACCCUCAUCUCACCCAAGCACAACCAUUCACAAACACAAUAACUCACACACGCGGACCUUCUAACCUCCAACCGACCCCUCAUCCCCGCCCUCCCGCGGGACCCAACACCACCGCACCGCGGUGGAGCUCUCCGACAAAAAAAAGUCCCAUGGCCUUCGCGACAUCCACAACUUUCACACGCACAUUACUCCGCCCAUUUAUCUCAACCAACUUCGCAUCACUAUCCUUAACCCCAACCACAGCCACAUCAGCAAUAACACGCACCAUGUCCUCCACCACAUCAACCCCCCAAACCGCCACCGUCGCCGCCGGCUGCUUCUGGGGCGUGGAACACCUCUUCCGCAAACACUUCGGCAACGGCAAGGGCCUCCUCUCAGCCAAAGUAGGAUAUUGCGGUGGUCACAGCGCCUCGCCUUCCUACCGGGCUGUUUGUACGGGUGAUACUGGACACGCCGAAGCCCUCCAAAUGACCUACGACCCAAGCAUCGUGAGCUACCGCUCCCUCCUGGAGUUCUUCUAUAGAAUGCACGACGCCACGACGCUGAACCGCCAGGGCCCGGACGUGGGCACACAAUACCGCAGUGUGAUCUUCACGCAUAACGACGAGCAGGAGAAGAUUGCCAAUGAGGUGACGGAGAAGGUUGGCAAGGAGUGGUUCAAGCAGCCGGUUUCGACGGUCGUGGUGCCUGCCGGCCAGUGGUGGGAUGCCGAGGAGUAUCAUCAGUUGUAUCUGAAUAAGAAUCCGGAGGGGUAUGAGUGUCCGGCUCAUUUUGUGAGGUCGUUUCCUCCGCUUUCUGAGUAGGGUGGAUUGGUGGUUUUUGGGUGAGUGGUGGGUUGGGGAGAUUGGUGUAUGGUGUAUAGUGUAUAGUUGAAUGGCAUUUUUUGUUGCUUGUUCUUGUUAAGCUGGUUUAUGGCUACGAUAUCUACUUCUGGUAUGAACAUACGGUUCAUUAACAUCCUGAUUACAGCCCUAAUAGUAGUAACCUGUGCAAAAGCAA
Aspergillus piperis CBS 112811 is the source of this 1050-nucleotide messenger RNA. Its product is annotated as peptide-methionine-S-sulfoxide reductase. The coding region runs from base 318 to 854 and encodes 178 amino acids. The transcript is spliced from 3 exons. The record is from RefSeq and is a predicted model, not a curated record. NCBI's taxonomy places the organism in Eukaryota, Fungi, Ascomycota, Eurotiomycetes, Eurotiales, Aspergillaceae. Gene Ontology annotation, molecular function: peptide-methionine (S)-S-oxide reductase activity.